AGUGACAGUGCUUUCGCAAAGACCAUGAAAAGCGCCGCCCGAAAAUCGUUGCUUUGACGCUCCUCCUCCAGCCACUUUGUGAAUACGCACGGUCGGAUAUAUAGAUAUAGAUCCGUAUGCGCAAUCAGUCAUCGGAGUGGAGUGUUCACGAAAACUAAUAGGCUGAUGUCAUGCAAGUUGUAGGUGCAGUCCUUCAAUAUUCGAUACAAUCCUUUCCACCUACGAAAGGCCCCAAGACUAUUUGGUCAAGAUACUCGACUUUACUAUAACUACAGGAUGACUAACUAACGCGAUAAUUGCGUCUAAAAUAAGAUAAGAGAUACGAGAUAUAAAUUAUUCACUGUCUCAUAAUAGUCUCCUUGUUUGUACAUAAUGACGACCAGUACUGGUGAACCAGAUUCAGCUCCAAAAUCUAAAAAACCUACAGACAGUGCCUUUAAACAGCAGCGGCUACCUGCAUGGCAGCCCAUACUUACUGCUGGAACUGUAUUACCAACUUUCUUCGUCAUUGGUAUAGCUUUCAUACCGGUUGGUGUUGGCCUUUUAUAUUUUUCGGACGAAGUUCAAGAACGCGUAAUAGAUUACACUGGCUGUAAAUCAAUUAAUUUUGCACGUGACCAAAAUAUGAGAUGCACUGAUGUGAUUGCCAAGUAUCCUUCACGCGACUGUUACUGCAAUGAAACCUUUACAUUGCCUGUAGAUUAUAAUGGAAAAGUUUACAUGUACUAUGGUCUUACUAAUUUUUAUCAAAACCAUCGACGUUACGUCAAGUCUCGUGAUGAUAACCAGUUAUUAGGCCAAUUAAGCCCUAUGGUUUCUAGUGAUUGUGAACCCUUUGCUUAUGCAGAUAAAAAUGGUACUCAGGUACCAAUAGCACCGUGUGGUGCCAUAGCUAAUUCUCUCUUUAGCGAUGAACUUAGCUUGUACUCUCAUAAGCAUGGCUCACCAGUGCCAUUAUUAAGAACUGGAAUAGCAUGGCCUUCCGACAAAAAUAUCAAAUUUAAAAAUCCACCUGGAAAUCUGAGAGAAGCUUUUAAGGAUUAUGAAAAACCAAAGAAUUGGAAAAAGCCAGUUUACGAGUUGGAUCCUGAAAAUGAAAGCAACAAUGGUUUCAAGAAUGAAGAUCUCAUAGUGUGGAUGAGAACAUCUGCAUUGCCUACUUUCAGAAAACUGUAUCGGAGAGUAGAUCACGAUCAGGAUGGCUUUAAAGAUGGUCUGGGUGCUGGAAAUUAUACACUAACAAUUAAAUAUUCAUAUCAGGUGUCAGCUUUUGAAGGAACAAAAAGAAUGAUUUUGAGUACAACAUCACUUCUAGGUGGGAAAAAUCCAUUCCUUGGAAUUGCAUACAUUGUAGUUGGAUGUGUUUGCCUACUUCUAGGAAUUGCUUUACUAAUUAUACACAUCAAGUGCUCAAAAAGCAAACUUAUCUAAAGAGGGGCCAAAAUGAACAUGCUUAGGACUAUCUGUCCUUCUUGACAUAAAAAAAAUUGAAACUUUGUUAAGUACACAAAAACAUAAAUUUAAGGACAGUCUUUACAACCUUCUUUUAGACGAUGCAAAUCAACAUAAUUUGUGUAUUUCUCGUCAAAUUGGGCUUGAAUUUUUCAAGACAAUAGAAACAAAAACUCAAGUUUAUUAUGCAUACAAUCUCUGUGUAUUCCCAAAUCUAUGUAUUUUGUAGAAAAGAAAGCUAAACUGCAUAUUGCAUAGCAACUAGAAAAGAUUCAAAGAAUGAAAAUAUGUUUUAACUUAUGAUAAUAGUUGCUAUCAUGUUCUUUUGAUUUAUGCAUGAUAUUCAAAUUAGAAUAGAAAAGCUAUGCUAUACAUUUCAUAUAGACAAAAAUUGUUAUAAAUACAAUUCUAAUAUUUUAGAAUUUUAUAAACAAUUGUUGUAAAACAUCGAUUGCAUGUUGAUAAUUAUAAAAUAGUACUUUUCAUUCUUAAGGUGUAAAAUUCCUUUCCUUUUUGCUAUACUAUAGCUUAUAAAAAUUAUUUAAUCUUUACUUGGUGCUUGAUAUGUUUGCUCUAAUGUACUUAAAAACCAGUGCAUCAUGAUGGUUUGCCUGAUUAUUGAAUGUUUAAAUUUAUUAUUUGCCCUUUUCCUAAAUUCUUAUCCACAUUUUAUUUAUAUUUUCUAUUUUAAUUAGGUAAUAAUUAUCUUUUUAUUUUCUACAGUACCAGCGAUAUGAUCAACGUCAACCCAACUACACCGUAUCAAUGAAUUGAUUACUUUGGAGCAUUGAAGACAUCAAUUAUGACCAAAGUUUAUAAUUUUAAUAUAAUGUAAUUUCUCCAAAGUACAAAAUUAAUCAGCAAACUCAGUUGAAUUUACAUUAAAAUAACACUUUUCUGUAUAUAUUAAUACUCAAAACGAUACAGUUUUUAAAACUAAAAUUAAUAUACACUA
Molecule: messenger RNA, 2407 nt
Organism: Nasonia vitripennis (jewel wasp)
Lineage: Eukaryota; Metazoa; Arthropoda; Insecta; Hymenoptera; Pteromalidae
Gene: CDC50
Product: cell cycle control protein 50A
Exons: 5
Coding region: 373-1431 (352 amino acids)
Cellular component (GO): endoplasmic reticulum; plasma membrane; Golgi apparatus
Source: RefSeq, a predicted model, not a curated record